GCACUUUUACUGUCUAUGCUCCCGCACAGAAAAGAGUUCACGCUGCUCGCGCAAAGACAUCUGGGAUCGUGGAGGACUGGCUCGAGCGCUUUGAUUUCCGCAGUGCAGCGUGGGAUACUGGAAGAAGUCAGCGAAACAGUCGUAGAGAAAUGGAUGUCUUUUUGAUGAUCAGACGUCACAAGACAACCAUCUUCACAGAUGCUAAGGAGUCUACCACAGUCUACGAGCUGAAGCGGAUUGUGGAGGGCAUCCUAAAGCGAGCACCAGAGGAUCAGAGGCUUUAUAAGGAGGACAUGCUGCUAGAAGAUAGUAAGACUCUCGGAGACUGUGGCUUCACAAACCAGACAGCCAGGCCUCAGGCUCCUGCCACAGUAGGACUGGCUUUUCGCAUCAGUGAUGAUGCUUUUGAGCCUCUGAGAAUAGAGGCCUUCUCCAGCCCUCCUGAGCUUCCUGAUGUUAUGAAGCCUCAAGACUCGGGCAGCACCGCCAACGAACAAGCCGUGCAGUGAAGGAGGAACACGACGAUAAAGGGUUGGGAGGGGGGAGGGAGGGGGGUGAAGGCAGAGGUAAAGAGAGUCCAAAACAGCGGACAAGCAAAACGUGUGUGUUUUAAGAUGGUGGUGUGUAUCGAAUUACAUAAAGAAGGGGGAAGCAUGAGUGAGAGUGAUCUUGUGUGAUAUUGUAACUUUGCUGAGAAUUUGAAUCGCUCUCCCUGUUAUGCCUCACGUCCCAUCCAGCACUAGCAGCUUACUCUCACUGUAUUGUCGCAAACCCUUCCAAUGUUCAGUGUCUGCUCAGUGCUCAUCUACAGAUUAAUCCACCAAUCACAACACCCCUUUUGGCGCAGGCACAUUUUGAUUUGGUAAUGUUUCCCUUCAUUUCUGAAUGAAUUGCUCAUUUGUUAGUCACCCGUCAGAGGUGGUUGGAUAUCUGAGUAUUUAAACCUGUGCUCCUUAUUUAAUUCACGCAAAUGUUAUGUUUGGAGAGUUAAACGUUUUGUGCUUUUUGUGUGUUAUGAUCUGAUAGGGCUGGGGUGGGUUUGUGUAAGUGGCUGCAAGGUUUUACAAAUGCCCACUUUACUGAUCGCAUUUACAGUACGCUGUUGUGUGUUAAUGAAUAUUGAUAUUAUAAUUCUUAUUUAGAUCCUUCAUAAUUUUAUUGGGGCGCAAAAGGCCAUAGGCUAAACCGUUUUAUGUUACCAACUUAGUGUAAAUGCACAUGGAACUUACUGAACAUCAGAAUGGGCAUGGAUGCCAUCAGGUUAUACCUGCAGAAUAAUUAAUUCCCAGCACAUGGUUAUGGUGAAUUCUGACAUACAGUGGUUUCAUUGUAAAUACAUCUUUCCACAUGCA
Megalobrama amblycephala (Wuchang bream) is the source of this 1352-nucleotide messenger RNA. RefSeq names its product elongin B (gene elob). Gene Ontology annotation, molecular function: protein binding. The record is from RefSeq and is a predicted model, not a curated record. Gene Ontology annotation, biological process: transcription elongation by RNA polymerase II. Lineage: Eukaryota; Metazoa; Chordata; Actinopteri; Cypriniformes; Xenocyprididae. The transcript is spliced from 4 exons. Bases 150 to 509 code for a protein of 119 amino acids. Gene Ontology annotation, cellular component: elongin complex; VCB complex.